GCUGAUCAAGGGCCUAAAGGCGCACAGGGAGCCAAAGGGGUCAAAGGAGAAGAGGGACCCGCAGGACAACAGGGUAUCCAAGGAGAGACAGAGAAGAGGGGAAACUGGAUUUCCAGGCGCUCGAGGACCCAGUGGACAAAAGAUGUUCUACACUGGAGGUGGAAUGAACCCUGUCAGAUCCUUCGCUCCUGCUACGUUCAAGAGGAACUCCAUGAACCACUGGGUAAGAAAAAUAUAUACAAAUUAUGCAUAAAAAAACAUGAUCAUAGUCUCGCAUUGUUCGUAAACUAUUUUCAAUUCAGAUAUAAUAGAUGUAAUAGUGUUACAUUGUUUUAGUCUUUUACAGAAUGCGCAAUGCACUGCAUGUAUUUCUCAGCUGCUCACAUGUAACUAUAAUAUGGUUUCUGUUCUUCCCUCCUCGUGCCUGCGCCCGUCGGUCCGUGUCUCCGUCCAGCCAGCUGUGCGUGCAUCCGUCUCUGCGUCCGUGCCUACGUCUGGCCGGCAGUGCAUCCGUCCGUGCGUCAGUCGGUCUGUGCGUCCGUCUGUGCUUCAGUCUGUGCUUCCGUCUCUGCCCACGUCCGUGCCCACGUCCGGCCGGCUGUGUGUCCGUCCGUGCGUGCGUCAGUCCGUUUGUGCGUCCGUGCCAACGUUUGGCUGGACGUGCUUCCAUCUGGGCUUCCGUCCGUGCCGACGUCUGGCCGACCGCACGUCCGUCUGUGCCCACGUCCGUGCCACCGUCUGGCCGUCCGUCCGUCCGUCUGUGCGUGCGUCAGUCUGUCUGUGCGUCCGUGCCAACGUUUGGCCGGACGUGCUUCCGUCUGUGCCCACGCCCGUGCCUACGUCUGGCCGACCGUGCGUCCGUCUGUGCCCACGUCCGUGCCACCGUCUGGCCGGCCGUGCGUCCGUCUGUGCGUGCGUCAGUCCGUCUGUGCGUCCGUGCCAACGUUUGGCCGGACGUGCUUCCGUCUGUGCCCACGUCCGUGCCUACGUCUGGCCGGACGUGCGUCCGUCUGUGCCCACGUCCGUGCCUCCGUCUUGCCGGACGUGCGUCCGUCUAUGCCCACGUCCGUGCCUCCGUCCGGCCGGCUGUGCGUCCGUCUAACCGUCCGUCUGUGCGUCCGGCCGUCCGUCUGUGCGUCCGGCCGUCCGUGCGUCAGUCCGUCUGUGCGUCCGUGCCUACGUCUGGCCAGACGUGCGUCCGUCUGUGCCCACGUCUGUGCUUCCAUCUGUCUGUGCCUCCGUCCGGCUGGCUGUCCGUCCGUGUGUGCGUGCCCACGUCCGUGUGUGCAUGCGUGCGUCUAUCUGUCCAUUAGUCCGUCUGUGCAUUUAUCCGUGCCUACGUCCGGCCGGGCCCAUGUCUGUGCGUCCGUGCGUAUGUCAGUCUGUUUGCCCGCAAAAACA
Engraulis encrasicolus (European anchovy) is the source of this 1401-nucleotide messenger RNA. RefSeq lists its product as uncharacterized. The coding region runs from base 348 to 1313 and encodes 321 amino acids. The transcript has 3 exons. Lineage: Eukaryota; Metazoa; Chordata; Actinopteri; Clupeiformes; Engraulidae. The record is from RefSeq and is a predicted model, not a curated record.